Molecule: messenger RNA, 2565 nt
Organism: Bolinopsis microptera
Lineage: Eukaryota; Metazoa; Ctenophora; Tentaculata; Lobata; Bolinopsidae
Exons: 15
Coding region: 97-2046 (649 amino acids)
Source: RefSeq, a predicted model, not a curated record
CCAGUACAGUGUCUGCUGCACGUGUAGAUAGCUGUAUCACAGCCUCAUGACACGUGCUCAUAUAACCAUAUAUGGGCAUAUAAACACGUGCUGGUGAUGGACCCCAGCUAUUUCGCCGCGGCGCUGGAGGAUCUCUCCGAGACUCUGAAACCUUUCGUGGGAGAAGAUGUAGCUGAGACGCUAGACAAACUAGUAUCCAAACUACAGAUAGAGUACCCCAACCUUGCUAUUCAGAGAUAUUCGAUACUCGAUGAAAAGAGCAAGCCGCACUGUGUAGCCUUCGAUUUCGAGCUAGAUCUUAUCCUAUACUUGCAUUCAAGUUGUAAUUUCGACUCACUAGAGUGUUUGCGAGAGAUAAAGGACAUUGUCCUCACUUGGAAUAUAUCUGAUCUGGAGGAUAUUCACGGCGGCUUCCAAUGCUUGUUUCAAGGUGUAACAGUGAACCUUCUACUGGCACGGGACAUGGUGUUAUUGGAACGGAGACAACCCCGGUCUCUUAGUCACACGGAGUGGUUUCAACUAGAACAAUCUGCCACCCCUGAGAUACCACAUGUACCAGACUACACCAUAGCUGAAGAAGAAGCAGAGUGGCGGGAAGCAGACGCGGAGUCCGGAGACCCGGCGGCGGUGAAUAAAGCUCAUGAGUUUGAGGAUGACGAGUUUGUUAAGGAUGUUCUAAAACUAGCGCAGCAAACCAAAGAAUACUUGUCAGUGCUCCAACUUAUAUACCCAGACUGCCAAAGACAUUACUAUGAUUUGUGUAGCAGCGGAGAUGACAUCAUGUCAGGGGGAAGUGAGGUGAUAUUUGGCGAUCAGACCCGAGACUCUGACUCUGACUCUGACUCUGACUCGGAUGUUCCUGAUAAUGUCCAGGAGAGUAAAGAUCAGAUCCACGAGUUGAGCUGUGAGCAGAAUAUACUGGAGGAGAUUGACAACUCCCUAGAGCAACUUAACAAGCGUCAGUGUGAAAAUGUUAUGAAGCACAUAGAGGAACAAACCUCUGCUAUGACAGACACGACGGACAGAUUCUUUGUCAUCCAGAACUUGGGUAAACGUUACAGUUCGUCCCUGGCCGAGUGUUAUCACGACUUCUUUGCCACACAAUCUACUUUCUGUGUGUCCUUCAUUAGAGUGUGUAAGUUCUGGUGUCUCAAGGUCUUCCUGAACAACGUACACUUUGGCCUGCUCCGUUACGUAGAAGCUCUCGGGGUGUAUGUCUGCUCCAGGAAACAACAUUCCAGUGAUUUCCACGUCAUAUUCCUCGACUUCCUCCUCGCACUAAAGAAGUUCAACUCAAUUAAGAUAGAUUUCGGGUACUACAUCCGAGGGAACUACGUUGGUAAGAAGUUCAAACCCCCCUAUAUUGCGGACGUUUCGUUCCCCUACUCUAAUAUCCUGGACGAUAUUGCUCCCAGUGACUUCGAGCGUCUGGCUGAUGCGUCGGAAGAGUUCCUGAAGUCAAUGAAAGCAGCGAGAUGUUUCCGAACAGAUCUGUUUUCUGUUUCCCCCUACCCAGCCUGGUUAACAGAAAGAUUCGAGUUGUUCUACUUUGUGUUCCAGCCCUCCGACAAUAUGAGUAUUCAAAUUAGUGUCCAGAGCAAUAAGAAGGAUCUUGUACCGGACGACUUUCUCCCCGGUCUCUCGUCUCGUCUCUAUCUGUGGAGACAGUGUGCUAUAGCAGAUACCCGCAAACACCAGGCUAGGGAGAGCGGAGGUUUUCACCGGGCCGUGUCAGGACUUGUCAUUAUUGAGUUUGUCCGCGCUAUGGACGCUAGGGAAGUGAUAGUUACUGAGAGUGUGGUGCAAGCUGCUCGACAUAAGAUUGUUAUUAGUUUCCCUGACUUCUCUCACGAGGCCCAGGUGUUCAGAAGUAGACCAAGAAACAAGUCCCUCUUCUCCUCCUUGCUGUGCGGAGGCUGCUCAACUUCUCGGGAAGAUGAGUUCAGUGAGUUUGAUGUGACGGAGUCAGACCAGUUCGCAGUUCCUUCCUCCUUCAGAACACUAGACAGUAGUGCUAGGAGUAGUCGCUACUCUGACUAUUACUAGACAGUAGUGCUGGGAGUAGUCGCUACUCUGACUAUUAUUAGACAGUAGUGCUAGGAGUAGUCGCUACUCUGACUAUUACUAGACAGUAGUGCUAGGAGUAGUCGCUACUCUGACUAUUAGGUUUAUGUUUUAAAUAAUAAUCACAAAAGGAGGCGGCUCAAUCACACAAAGGACCUUACUCCUUAGUUGACUGAUAAACGGUUCAGAUUGUUGGUACACUUCCCAAAUAUAAACUCCAGCGCUUUCUUGAAAGUAGAACUAAAACUUCAUGAAAGUGAAACUAAAACUUAGAAAUGCAAUCACUGAUAAAAAUGUGCAAAGUUAAAUUAGUAUUAGUAUUGGGGCUUAAUUGAUGGUAGAGGUCGGAGUUUAUCGUCAAGAAAUUCGUUUUAUAAAAUUACAUUUAAAGAUCUUGAAUAAUUAUUUUAGUUUCGUGGUUAAAUUAUUGAAAAGGAAAUUGUUUGAAAUUGAUGUAUUUGGUAUUAUUUCUUAACUUAAAUCAAAUUCUGUGUUGUGUGU